UCUGUCCUUCGAUAUUGUAUAUCUACGGGUAUGUCAACCUGAAGGAAGACGACGGGAGCAGAACAUAGGGCGGCUGUGGUGGUUAUCUUUUUUUUCUUGCAUGUUUACAGCCUACAAUAACCUGUCUGUUUUGCCAUAAACUAUCUACCAUCGGCUUUUCAUCCUCUGGGCACCGUGCAGACGCCACGCUGGCGUCGAACUGAAAACACCGGGCGGACGUGGCAUCGCAGCGGAAAAGUACGGCGAACGUCCAUUUGUGAACGAGCAGGUGUUGGACAAUUCUUGAGGUUGCGCAUGGAGACGUGACGUUGAUUCCAACCGUGUUUACGAGGGCGUAUCACGCCUGAAACAAGACUGCAAGUACGAAACAAAACGGGAAACGGAGUGUAAACAAAGAUGGCGGCGCCCGUUGUUAUCAGCAGCAUGUGAAGACGCCGAAGUAGGGUGGGAUCUUGACUUAGGAGUGCACAAACGUAGAUUUAACGAGACUCUGUCGGUGCUUUGUGUCCCAGAACCAAAUUUGAGGUACGAGUUCUGAUAGUUGGCUCAUUCCACAUUGCUACAGUUCAUGUGGUAACCUUGCAGAAAACGUCUUUCUGGGUGUUCUCUGCCAAAUUAGCUUUUCUGACCAUGGAUCCUGAGAACAAAGUGACUCCCGUGAAGAAGAGGAAGAAGAAAAAGAUGAUGUCCAUUCAAUUAAAGCAUGAAAUCAUUGAAAAAUAUGAGCGAGGCGUGCGUGUGGUGGACUUGGCCAGGCUGUAUGACCGCAAUACGUCUACUAUAUGUUCUAUACUGAAGCAAAAGGAGUCGAUUAAGGCUAUAACGCCUGCCAUGGGUGUCAAAAUCAUUUCAAGGCUUCGAACCUCUGUCCACGAGAAGAUGGAGAGGCUGCUGUUGGUGUGGUUGACAGAGAAGCAGCUUAGCAGAUGUCCUUUGACGGAGGGCGCCAUCUGUGAGAAAGCACGGGCCAUUUACACAGAUUUGCAGCAGCAGACACCGGGCUCUUCAACGGGCGGAGCGCCGGAAGACUCCUUCAAAGCCAGUCGGGGUUGGUACGACAAUUUCAGGAGGAGGAUCAGCUUCCCUUCCGACGUCCGGCCUGUUGCUGUGACGAGCUCGGACGUGAAUGAGGAUUACCGCAAAACAUUCAGCGAUGUGAUCGCGGCCGAAGGCUACGUCCCUCAGCAGGUCUUCAACUGCGACGAGACGGGGCUCUUCUGGAAAAGGAUGCCGAGGAGGACUUUCAUAACGACAGAAGAGUUGAAGACGCCGGGCCACAAACCUAUGAAAGAUCGGUUAACUCUAGCGCUUUGUGCAAAUGCGAGCGGCGACUGCAAGAUCAAGCCGCUGUUGGUGUACCAUUCGGAAAAUCCCAGAGCCUUUAAAUCACACAAGAUUAUCAAAGAAAAACUGCAGGUGAUGUGGAGGGCCAACCCGAGGGCGUGGGUCACCAGGCAGUUUUUUGUGGAAUGGGUCAACCUGGUCUUUGGUCCUGCCGUAAAGAAGUACCUCCAGGGAAAAAACCUACCCCUGCGAGCGCUUCUCGUCCUAGACAACGCCCCUGCUCACCCGCACAACCUUGAAGGUGACAUCCUUGAAGAAUUCAAAUUUAUCAAGGUUUUCUACCUUCCACCUGACACCACUGCUGUCCUGCAGCCCAUGGACCAGCAUGUGGUUUGUAAUUUCAAGAAGCUCUUCACCAAGCACCUGUUUCACCGCUGCUUCGAGGUGACGCAAAGCUCAAACCUCACGAUUCGAGAGUUCUGGAAAGACCACUACAACAUUGUGAUGUGCCUCAAAAUUAUCGAUAUGGCCUGGCAGGGUGUUACCAGGCGGACCCUGAUUUGUGCGUGGAAGAAGCUGUGGCCCGACGUUGUGUCGGAAAGGGCCAUAUUCGAGCCCGAGGAGGACGUUGUGGAGGAAAUAGUGUCCCUGGGGAAAUCCAUGGGCCUGGAAGUGGAUGAAGAAGACGUGAACGAGCUGGUAGAGGAGCACGCUGAGGAACUGACAGCGGAUGAGUUAAAAGCGCUCCAGACGCAGCAGCAUGCAAAGGUUUUGCAGCAAAUCGUUACCUCGGAGCACCCUGCGACAGAGGAAGUUAUCCCGACGAGUGAGAUAGUGGAAAUGUUGGAAAUAUGGGAGAGGCUUUCAGAUUUCAUUCAAAAGAAACACCCGGAAAAAGUGGCAACUGGAUGUGCCUCGUCGCUUUUUAAUGACACCUGCCUAGCUCAUUUCCGAAAUAUUUUGAAAGAGAGGAAGAAACAAUUAUUGAAAAGACCUGCCAGUGAAAUGGAGGAAAGCUUGUUGAAAAAGCCUAAAACAGAAGAUGAAUAAGUGGCAUGUGAAAAAAAAAAAUGGUGCAAAAAUUUUGCAUUGUGUUUAAACUUGGUGAACCAGUUAUUUCUUUAUGUUCUCAUUUGACGUUUUUAUACACUACAGCAAUGAGCCAGGGCGCAUAUUUCACUUUGGCAUUAGAUCUCACAAAGCCCACGUGUCACACAUGUGGAUCCACGGAAUCAUUUGGUAAUUUGUCAUUGGAAAAGGAGGAAGAACAAAAAAUUAGUUUUUCUAAAAGAAUUGUUUGUCAUCCAUAUAAUUCAUAUUGGUUAAUUUACCGCGGCACAUUAAUUGGGAAAAUGCUGUGGUAUUACAGUGUUAUUUUUCUGUAUUAAUAUGUAUCACCAUAAAGUGAAGUGUGUUUCUGGAACAUAUUCAUGACUUUUGUUUUCGAUGGGACCAAUCGAUUUAAUAUAAAAGGACAUUGAGUCCCAAGCUAAGUAUUGGAAUGGCAAGAACUCGAAAUGUGGGGAAACGGACGGCACUAAAUACAAGCCCUGUGCCUUACAGUGGAACCUUAGUCAUACAUGCUGCCACUUGGCUCGGCUUAUAGACGUAACACUGGGCCUUUAGUUGAUACCCACUAGUGACAUUCUGGAUAAUGAGGUCAAAUAUUGUUCUAAACUUGGAACAUAGACUUUGUGCGACAACAUGAUUAAAUCCUUGACAAUGAACAUCGACUGAGUGGCCAAGCUUCAUGGCACCAACCCUUUAUGGCGUCAACCCCUGGUACUGCACUGUUGCUGAUGGGUUUUGGCCAGCGUCUUACACGUCUGUGUGUACCGUUUGCUUCCUCACAAGGAGUGUAAAUUGAUCUACGUUGUGAUACUCUUCUGUGGGGUAUCGACUAACAAGAGCUUGGGAGCCAGCAGCCACCAACCUCCUCUUAACCCUCUUCACGGGCCGGAUUCAGAACCACAGUCUGGCACGCUGGACGCCAUAUGCUCUUCCUUACAGUCGGCCGAUGCACGCGAUCGCUAUGCGGGCCGAGCGCAAGAUGUGGCGAAAGCGAUUCCCAGAUUCUUUUCCAGCUGAACGUGACAACAACACCUCCAGGUGAUCCAAUCAGAUUCUUCCCCUGCUCCUCAGCAGGUUCUUCCAAGACUGCAAGCUCAGCUGCUUGGGUUAAUGCCAAGGCAGCCUCACAGACAAAGAGCAGGCUUUUUUUGUGACCUCACAAGGCAAGGGCUAUAAUAAGUCGGAAGCAAAGUACCAAUCCUGUAGUUUGAGGAGGAUUCUAAGUCCUGCCUGGGAGGUCUUGAAUUGGUUUUGUGACGGGGGAAAAGGGGCAUGAGGGUAAUGACAGCAAGCAUGUUUGCAGCUGACACUCAUCUGCUUUUGCAAUAAACAUUUGUACUGUACUAUUACAGUCAACAGACUUGGUGUCUUGUCUACUCUUACUGGCAUGGAACAAGUGGCUCGUAUAUUCUGGAGCCACAAUUCCAGCUGUUAUUUCGAUUGAGUAAACAUUUAACUUAUUAGUAAUCGGUUUAUUCUGCAGCAACU
Molecule: messenger RNA, 3843 nt
Organism: Corythoichthys intestinalis (scribbled pipefish)
Lineage: Eukaryota; Metazoa; Chordata; Actinopteri; Syngnathiformes; Syngnathidae
Product: tigger transposable element-derived protein 1-like
Exons: 3
Coding region: 631-2334 (567 amino acids)
Cellular component (GO): nucleus
Molecular function (GO): DNA binding
Source: RefSeq, a predicted model, not a curated record